Suricata suricatta (meerkat) is the source of this 6120-nucleotide messenger RNA. It is a transcript of the gene MTX3, whose product is annotated as metaxin 3. The coding region runs from base 10 to 948 and encodes 312 amino acids. The transcript has 9 exons. Lineage: Eukaryota; Metazoa; Chordata; Mammalia; Carnivora; Herpestidae. Gene Ontology annotation, biological process: mitochondrion organization. Gene Ontology annotation, cellular component: SAM complex. The record is from RefSeq and is a predicted model, not a curated record.
CCCGGCAAGAUGGCGGCUCCCUUGGAGCUCAGUUGCUGGGGAGGUGGCUGGGGGCUCCCAUCGGUGCACAGCGAGUCCCUGGUGGUGAUGGCUUACGCCAAAUUUUCGGGUGCACCCUUGAAAGUCAAUGUCAUAGAUAACACCUGGAGAGGUUCAAGAGGAGAUGUACCAAUUUUGACAACUGAAGACAACAUUGUUUCUCAGCCUGCGAAAAUACUAAGCUUUUUAAGAAAACAGAAAUAUAAUGCUGAUUAUGAACUCUCAGCAAAACAGGGGGCAGACACCCUGGCUUACAUUGCUCUCCUUGAAGAGAAGCUUCUUCCUGCAGUGCUUCACACAUUCUGGGUCGAGAGUGACAACUACUUUACUGUGACAAAGCCAUGGUUUGCUUCACGAAUUCCUUUUCCCUUGAGUUUGAUCCUGCCUGGAAGGAUGUCUAAGGGAGCACGGAAUAGAAUUCUCGUGACGAGAGGACAGCCUCCCUUCUACCACCUCCGAGAAGUGGAAGCUCAGAUAUACAGAGAUGCCAAGGAGUGCCUAAAUCUUCUGUCAAACAGAUUGGGAACAUCUCAGUUUUUCUUUGGAGAUACGCCGUCUACCUUGGAUGCCUAUGUAUUUGGUUUUCUUGCACCUCUCUAUAAAGUACGCUUUCCUAAAGUUCAGUUACAAGAACAUCUGAAACAGCUCUCCAACCUGUGCCGCUUUUGUGAUGACAUCCUAAAUAGUUAUUUUAGGCUUAGUCUUGGAGGCACCUCUCCUGCUGGACAAGAAACAGUAGAUGCGAAUCUGCAGAAACUCACACAACUUGUAAAUAAGGAAUCCAACUUGAUUGAAAAGAUGGAUGACAAUCUUCGCCAAAGCCCUCAACUUCCUCCUCGGAAACUGCCAACACUCAAGUUGACUCCAGCAGAAGAAGAAAAUAAUUCCUUACAACGGCUAUCACCCUGACCGUCCCAUCAUGCUCUGUGUCCAAGGUCAUGAUUGUUGCAGUAAUCUCUUACACUAAGUGUGUAGAGGCAAAAAUACCAUUAGUAGGUAGAAGGGAGACUCCAAAAAGAAACUUUCUAUGGCAUCUAUUUUUUUCUUAAUUAGGAAGCUUGUAUUUUGGCCUGGCAAUGCACUUUAGCUAACAUCAAAGUGAAUGCUAAAUGAACUUGGGGAACAAAGAAAACAAUUGUACCGUAUAUUUAAAAAACAACAGAAACCUGCCUUAAUCUUGGCAGAUUUUUGCCUUUAUUUCUUAUGUUGCUGACCAAAAGCUGUAAUUCUGUUCUGAAUGUGCACUCUUAUUUAUUCGUGUUAUUUUAUUAAUUCUGUUUUCUUAGAACAGUUUGAACAAUCUAAUAUGUGGCUCUUGGAAGCUUUUUUCCUCUGUUUAGAAAUUUGAUGAUUUUAGACAUUAGGGAAAAUGUAAUACUACAAUAUUCUAUUUACUUCAAUAGAAAAGUCUAUUAAAAAGCAAAGAGGAAUGUGCUUUUUAAUUAUGCCCUCAGAAGUGUAAUCUUUUGGGGGAUUAGUAUCAUAUAUAUGUAUAUAUGUAUCAAAGGUGGUUACAUAUAAUAUUCAUCUGACUAUAUGCACUUCUGGUAUUUGCUAUGUGUUCAAUAUAAGGUUAGCAAGGAUGCUUUCAGUUUAUUGGGUGGAUGUGGCAGGUUUAGGCCUGUGUAUUUGUAGUACAUUUUUAACUCUAGUAAUCUCUUUCUUGGAUUGAUUUCAGGAGAACUGAGUAUGUUGGUCAUCAUUAUUACACCAGGCUGUAAAGUCUUACUGAAAUUUGCCCAAUUGUCAGACCCUCCUCAGCCGGAGUAAUAGAAACACCUACUGUGUGCCUGGUCCAAGUUCACCAUGCUUGGUUCAGACCAGUGUUCUUUCACAAGAAGCCUAUCAUAUAACAAAAGCUUUAUGGCAACUUAUUAUUUUCCAUACAUUUUAACUACAGUUGAAGGAUCCAGUGGAAUAUGCAGGAGUAACAGUAGCUUUUAAAGAAUAUUUUCUACUUUUGGGUGACUGAACUGUGGAAGGAUUUGUUGUGCAGGUGAUUUUACCUAGAAUAGAAUCUUGCUUAUUUUAGUGGCUAAGGUGCUCCCAUUGUCCUAAAACCACUUCUGGGGUUUUUUAAAUAUGGGAUCAUGUUUUUGAUCAGUGUCUUAAAAGAUUACUAUGGUGCUCAGCAAAUCUUAUCACAUCCUGCAGAAACUCCCGUGUUAGGAAAACAGCCUUGUAGUCAGGAGACUCCCCUAAUUCAAGCUGAAUGGAGCUCAGCUACGUCUGACCCGAGCCCUCCCAGUUUGCUCUGUAGUACGUCUUACACAGGAGUCUUUAAGUCGCUGUAAAUUAUUUUUUUCUUGAAAGUUUUAAUUAAAUGAGAAACCAGAUAGUCUUCACAAUCUUGUUCAUGUGUUUGGAUGGAUUUAGGGAAUCUCCUCGGCCUUUUGGCUAAGACAAGUGUGGAUGCACUUAGGGAAAGUAAUGGGUUUACUUAUACAUUACUUAUACAUUAGGUUUGUGUGUUUUGUAUUAGUUUUCCAUUAGAUUCCAGCAUUCUAAAAUCAUGACCUUAGGACUUUACUGUCCUCUGGGAUUGAUGUAUAUUGGAGAAGGGGGGUUAACACAUUAAUCAGACAUCAUUUAUGCUCUAGUUAGUGUUGGUCAUUUUCAAUCAUGAUUUAUGUUAAACCUUCUCAGAAGCAUUUGAAGUGGCUUAAAAUUGUCAAACACAUGUAAAACAGGACAAUUAAAACUAGUGUUUGGGAAAAUGAAAACUGAGGGAAAGAGAGCUCUACCAACCCUAACAGAUUCUAAAGUCAGAUGGUAAAUUUAACUCCCAAGUUUCUCCAUGGGCACAGACCAAAGUAAUAGUGGGUUAUGUAAAAGCUUUCUGUCAGUAAAACUCCUAAUUCCCAUGGUAAGAAAAUGUGUUUAAAUAUUUUUAAGAAUGUGAGAUCAUGUUCUUUUGACACAGAAUUCAGCCAGUAAACAUACUGUAAUGUUGCAUGUGUUGAAUGUUUAGUGAAUGAUAAAUAUGAUAUAUUUCCUUUUGGUCAUCCUGCUUUGAAUUGCGUUUAGCCCUGCAGUAGGUAACCUAUGGUGUUUCCAGACUACCUAUUCUAAGAUUCAAAUUGUGAUUUAGAUAAGUGAGAAUUUAUGUAUUGGGCCACUUAAUUGAGCAUUUUGGGGAUCGGCCAACAAGAUGGUAGGAAGCUAUAACUGAGUAUAAACUGCUCCAGAGAUCAGCCACAUCUAUAGGAAGCUCUUUGAAAGGAACAACUUUCCAGAUUGGGCAGAGAACUUGUGAUCAGCCUGGCAGGAUAUGCUUUGGAUAAAGUUUGAGUUUGCUGAGAUGGAUGGUGUACAGUCUUAAACAAAAUACUGUGAGCUACUUUCUUUUGGAUGCGAUGGUGCAAUAUGACAAAAGGGACUAUAUUUGUUGCUAGUAUAGGAUUAGAAAAUUGGUCAGAUAAUUCCCAUAAGAUAAAAAUCCCCCAUCAACAAAUUGUCCUCAGUGGUCCAGAGAGACCCAACAUUUCUCAUAACACUAAAGUUAACCCUGUAGAGGACAUUGAGGACGGUCAUUCCUGCACAAUGGUUUUCCCUACAGGGGCUGCAUUGACAAAUUCCAGCUCAGGUUUGUUUGCAUUAUUUUGGGGGUACUAGAGAGCUCAAGAUUUUUACAACAAAUCCAAGCAGUUUGGUUUCCAUUUGUAAUUUCUACUCAUUUAAUAUUGCUAGAUAUAUUAACAGGAAGGAAUAAGGGAGCGUAUUUCAAGAACAGCUAAGUUAGAGGUUUCAGAAGCUGCAAAAGUGGAAAGCCACUCGACAUCACAAGAGGCAGAGAUUGCUAACAGUGACAGAAUCUCAGAAAACCAAUUUUUUAAGGUACCUUCAUGUGAUAAAAGUGGUAUUUGAAGUCAGCAGUCUGUUUUCAUAGAGCCUCUCCCAAGAAUAUAUGUUCAUCAGACCUAUUCGAUUUUUUGACAGUUUUUCAUAAGCUGUCAAAGGUGUUAACUCUUUAAAAGCCAAAAUGUAAAUAUUUAAAGGUAAGAAGCCAAGUGAUGGAUACACUGAGUCUCUGUAGUAUUUUUGCAACUUCUCAUGAAUCCAUAAUUAUUUCAAAAUAAAAGAGUUUUAAAAAGUAAAUAAAUGUAGAAUUAUCUAAGCUACAACUUAAAUUUAAUGAUCCAAACACAGUAUUUAGUAUUCAGUUUCAGACAAAUACAUAACAUAAAUUAAAUAUAAUGUAUUUCCUUCUCAAUUUUAAAGGAAAAAAACAACUCAGGUUUGGAAUGAAUGGUUAUCUACAGAUCUGUUUUGCCUUACGAGAAAAGAAAAAACAAGAACCUAAAACUAAGAAUUCCUUUUCCCCAUAAAAUAUGCAGUGACUUUUAUAUUUGUAAUAGUAUGAUUUUUUUUCCCUGUGGUACCUGGGUUUACUUUUAAGGAUAAAUUACGUUGAAAAAAGUUCUUCUGUGUCUUCAUGUCCUUUGCUUUGCUGUGUUAUCUCUAAUCACAGUGGGGCGAUAUGACACUUUAAUGAAGAAAGUACAGUCUUUGUUUCUUGUUCUAAGCUCAUAGGGAUUUAGUAAUUGACUUUGUCUUGGCUUGGUUAUUUAUAUAACCAGUGGCAGACCCACUGAGUAUAAUUUGGGUUAUGAUUGUCGACUUUUGUAUAUGGUGUUGGCAUUAAGAAUUAUCUUUUGCCUUUUUUUUCUUGUUCAGCCGUGUGGAAUAUACAUGUGCUUUUCAGCAUUUUCAUAUUUCUUAAAUAGAUUAUGAAGAAAUUCAUUGUUAAUUACAUGAACUAAAGGUUUGUAAUCCUUUUAUCCUCAAAAGUUUAAUUGAAGUGUCAUUGGAGCUUCAGAAUGCUGACUUUCACUGAGAGUAAAGACAAAGUUUUGUUUUUUUAAGGGCUUGCAAAAUAUUUUAGCCCAGAACUCUUGCUGGGAUGUAGUAUUUACUCAGGGCCCAGAUUCCCAGCCCUAAACUUAAAACCACUGUGACUGAGGUGAAGAGGUAUUCUAAGAAAGGGUGACUUUGAGCCAGACAUGAAGAGGAAGGCAAAUGUUAUAAUAGAAGAACAUUCUUAGCAAAACAAAUUCAUUUCUUUAAAAAUUUACAGAAAAAUAAGUCUUUUAAUAUCCUGAUUAGUAUUAAUUUGAAUUUAUAUUGUAAGAUUUUUUAAAAACAUCUUUUAGUUUCUUGGAGAAGUAGGUGUGUGUUGCCAGCUUAUAUCAUUAUUAUGUCCAUAGGGGGUUCUGUUGUCAAAUAAGUUUGGGAAACACUUGGUUAGCCAACGUUAAGUUCCUUUGAAAUACUUUUCUGAACCUUUGAAAUACUAUUGUGUAGUCAGUCAGUCUCCAGCAAGGGUCUGCAUUUUAUACACUAUUUUCCUGAUUUAUUGUAUGUGGUUUUUGGUGUGUGUGUGUGUGUGUGUGUGUAUGGGUCUGUGUGUGUGUCAGUAUAAAGUAGGUUUUGUGAGAUUUAUACGCUGAGAAGUAUAUUUAGGGAGAGGUUGCCCUGGAGUGUUUUUGCUUGUUUGUGCGAAUUGCAAAGGCUUCUUGUUAUUAGGUGCUGCUCUAGUGGGUGGUGAGAAAAUGGGAAGACAGGUCAGGACUCCCUUGGACCAUGAAGUUGAGGGAGGGGUGGCCCUGGGUUUAAACAGUUUGGUUAUCUUAGGCACACAUGAGGCCCCUGGUCAGUCAGCCCCUCGGCACGGGGGGGGGGUGGAGUGGAGGGGGGGGCGGUUCCAGGUGUUGGUGAGACAGAGAGGACAAACUUAGAAUUCCAGAACAAUUUUCCAAACCAUUUCUGGCUGUGCUUUAAAAGUGCCAAAAAGGUGAUGGGACUGAUAGCGGUAAUGCCACAUAAAAGAUGCUGCUGUUGUACACGUGCAUGUGCACACAUGCAUGGACACACGGUGUUGUAGAAAGUUUACGGUUGCGUCAGUGACAACGCAAAAAAAUGUUUAUUUUCAAGUCCUAUUCUAGUACUGGAGACAUGUUCUAAACAAGGAUUGUAUAUCUCUGUGUGCAUUUUCUAGGAUGAGGGUUUUCAGUUUUCAUUAAAUUCUCAGCAGUUUAAAAAAUUUUUUAAGUGUUUAUUUACUUUUGAGAGAGAGUGCAA